This is a messenger RNA of Vitrella brassicaformis, 4109 nucleotides long. NCBI's taxonomy places the organism in Eukaryota, Vitrellaceae. The record is from the annotation of a GenBank genome assembly.
CCGUCUACACAUGCGACCCUUGCCCCCGUGCCUGGGUGGUGGGUGGGUGGUGUCUAUCAUCCCCCGUCUGUCUCCUGCCACCGUCAAAGUCACCCCUCCUCUCUCGGGCAUCGUAGCACCACACAAGUCGCUCGCUAACAAGAUGGCCCCGCACUCACAGAUAGACGUGUCGAGUGGCCGUGAUGGCCUGUCGGCACCGGGGACACAGCCGCUGGGCCACUGGCUUGGACAUCAAGACCGCAGCACACACACCGCACAGACAGAAGUGGCGCUGUAAACACACACACACACACACACACACAUACGUGGGCAGCGCAUGGCUGAGAGGGACAGGUGAGUCGUUGUGCCUGUGGGUUGGCUUACACAGGGGAUGAGUACGAUGGACUUCUUCUCAGCCAUGCAGAUGUCACACUCAGUGCUCUCCUCGAGUCUGCAGCAAACAAGACAACCACAGCAGCAGUGACUGCGGUUGCCCAUUUGUGUGUGUGGGUCAGGUGUUGGUUGGGCCUACCUGUCCUUUUCGCGCUUGAUGUCCUCUUUUUCUCUAAGUAUGGCCUCGUUUGUCCUCUGCAUGGCCUCCUUCUCCAGCCGCAUGGCCUCGAGCUGCUGGCGCAUCAACUGCAACUCACUCACCUCACCACCACACCUGCAGGCAGACACGCACGCAGGCACAGUGACUGUUGUCUGUCAGUCUCGAUUCUUCAGCUGCUCUGUCCAUUGAUGUGUGCGUACCUGUCGUGACCACUGCGGCCCUCCACCUCCACCGCCGUCUGCAAACUGCUACUGCUACUGCCCCCGGCUGCCAAUGGGGGGAGGCCAGUAUGGCCACAGCCAAGACGGCUACUGGAUGGUGCUGGUGUGGGUGUGGGUGUGGGUCUGUGUCGGCUGGGAGGCUGUGGGGGCGGGGCGGCCGGGCGGGGCGGCAGAGGGAAGGGCACGGCUGGCGCGUUGUGGGGGCCGCCACACACUGACGAGUUCGAUGAUGAGGGCCGCGUCGACUCGGACGAAGACGAAGACGGGAAGACUCCCGAGCUGAACACACAGGCACACCGGAGUAGUCAGUGCUCAGUGUUGUGGAGUGCUUUGCUGGGUCUUACUUGUCAUCUCGUUUGUCAGCCGUGUUGGUCUGCUGCUGCUGCUGUGUGUGGCCGCCAGUGUCUUUGCCGCCCCUCUUUUUCCGGCCGACGGUGAUGAAGCCGCCGCCAUCAUCGCCACCACCACCCGCCCCUUGCUGCUGCCCCCUGCCGCCCCCCACCGACACAGAGGUUCCGCCGGCAGCUGACGAUGAGUAUGAGCAUGAUGGUCGGGGAGGGGAGGGGGGCGACGGGCUGGGGGGACCUGGAGGGCCAUGAUGGUCUUCGGCGUCCUCCUCCUGGUGGUCGGUGCGGUCUUCGGAUGUGCCAAUGGCGGCAGCACUGUCCGCAGACAUCCAUGCGCAUCAAUCAUCAAUCAGCUGAGUAAGAUGAGGACCCAAUUGGUCUGUUCUGUCACCUGGAUGAUGAUGUCGUCUCGGUGCUGUUGUCCCCCCUGCCGCCCCUCUUGCCGCCUUUCGACUUCUUGCCGCCCUUGGUGCUGCUAGUGGUGCUACCUGGUGCUAGUGGUGCUACUUCGGCCAGCAGCUGUGCGUCGGCCCACUCCUUGGCCGCACUCUCUAUCUCGUCAAACAAAUCCAACAACUGGCGCUCAACACAUGCAAUGAUAUGGAUACGGCCCGUGUGAGCGUCACGUGUGCAUAACUUCCCACCUCCUUGGGCGCUGUCAGUUGCUGCUGCUGCUGCUGCUGCCGCUGGUGUCCCUUACGUCGUCCAUUCGGCUGCCGGACAGCGGCCGCCCGCAUCGCCUUGACGGCCUCGUGCUGUAAAAUGGCUCGUGUGACGCCAUUGGGCCGGAACUUGCCCCCUCGGCUGCUCACUCGAUCACCAUAGCUGCACCGACAAGACAUCCACAACACACGCAGGAAUACCCACCAUCCUCAACCAAGACGCCAAUUGCCCACUGCAGGCGUGUGUGUGUGUGUGUGUGUAGACCUGACGAGUGCCUGAAGGGUUCUGACGGCGAAGUCUAUAAAGCCGUCCACCAUGUGGUGGUCGAUCUGACCGUUCUUGAUGCAGGCGAUGGCCACGUCACACAGCGCUCCUGGAAGGCCGUCACGCACAGCGAUCUGAAAAUGGGCAACACACAAUGGCCAUGGCCGCAUCCAUCCAUCCAUCCGUCCGUGCUGACCUUGGCGCGCACGUCGGUGAGGUCUGUGUCGCGUCCGACGAUGUUCUGAAGACUCGCCGCACAGUAGCCACCUCGUCAACUGACUCCUUGUCGAGGCGCUUGGCGAUAUCCGACGCCAUCGAUAUGCAUCCGGAAGAGUAGACGGCAUCACGAUGGCCACACACUGCCACAAUGCACACAUUAGCGCAACACACCCACAAGGACACAGUGAUGUAACACUUCCCUCCCACGCAGCCUCCCUCGUGUCAUUCGCUCACCGGCCAGCAUCUGCGGGACAGCCAGGGGCAACGUGGUAGUCGUAAUUUUAGAAACAAGAGUAGUGGCGAGGCUCUUGACGGCCGUGACGUAUGCCUGCAGGGCCUUGGGCGCUCUCAUCAAACGUUGGACGGGCCCAUCCGGCAAAGUAGCAAAGUAAGCAGUACCUGCCCAGACGCACACACACAAGCAGCCAGCAAUCGAUGCGAUGCCACACCCCCACACACGGAUGGAGCCUGUCUGUCCGUCCGUCCGUCCGUCGACCUAUCUCUUUGGCAUAUAUUGCGAAAACGGAGCAGCAGUCGAAGAUGUACACGCAGCAGGUGGUGGCCCCGUCUCGCACAACGUCGUCUGCGUCAGGGGACGUCAGCAGGCCGCAAAACGUGUCGACGAACGGGAAGAUGUCUUGUCGCAUCGCAGCCAGAUACGCAGCACGGUCAUCUUCCGACCCUGAAAGGAGGCGCACGACGGCCAGUCAGUGACAUCAACCACAUUGUUCAGUGAAGAUCUGCCUUGUUUGGCUCCGUACCGCUUUUGGCCACGUAUUGUAUGUUGGAACAGAGCAACGUGCCGACAUAAUGCACACCCACGGCGCGCCUAAAAAGUGAAGAACAAGUGCAAAAACAACAACAUCCUGCACAUGCAGCAAGCCACUCACAUCUUGUCUCGCGUUUCCGCCUUCCGACUUGUGAGGCACUCCACCAGCGCGCGAAACACUCCCACACAGACACAGACGGGCAUGACUGUGGGUGGGAAAGGCGGGCCGUCUAUCGGGACCGUAUCGAACACUGUCCUGAUGAAGGCCAGCGCCGUCCUGCCGCAAGGAUGAUCCUCUGCUAUCUUGGCCACCAUCGAGAGGGCCUUGUCGAGGAUGGCGGGGCAGUGCUUGAUCAGAUGGUCUCGUGUGUCGACCGCGUUGCCCUCUUGUCGGCCCAGGACCAUGGCGCCCGCCAGCAGGGUGAAUGCGCUCAUUUCCAGCCGAAAAGCAGUGGUCUGGGUCAGCACGGACGCCAGCAUGCUGAUGAAUGUUCGCGGCGAUCCAGCGAUGGGGAUGAGAUAACCAGCAACUUCCCAGGCGCUGUCCCUGGCGUCGGCCUUCCGCUGGCACAGGAACCACAGCACGCUGGCCGCCAUCCCCUGGCGGGCCGGGUUGCCGCCAUCUGUGAAUGCGUGAUAGGCGCGCCUCAGCAAACGCUGGUUGAGGAGCUUCUUGCCCAGGGCCUCCCAACUUCCUCCAGGACCUCCGCUCAGAAAAGCGUCCGUGGCAUUCGCCCCCACCACCUUCAGGCUACUGUCGAAGGCAUCAUCUGGCAGCUCCUCCGGCGACGAGAGGAGAGCGAUGGCCGCGUCGAAGCCGGAGGGACGAGAGUUUCCCAAGCUGGUCAUGACUCAGACGCCCCGGCGUAGAUCAGGGCUAAUCUAUGUCGUCAGGAGGCUGGCCCGACAACACGCGCUGCCACACGGUGGGCAACCGACGCCAAACGGACGAGAGGAUGAGUAGACCAGCACCUACAACGAGCAGCACGUAUGGCGCUUGUCGAUGGUUCUUUUCGUGCCUUUUUCAUCUCUCACCCUCGGAAGUGAUAUACAGGACCUCUGGGCGUUACUAAUAGGCUGCCACCUCUGUCGCG